Messenger RNA from Patiria miniata (bat star), 1613 nucleotides. Its product is annotated as superoxide dismutase [Cu-Zn]-like. Bases 377 to 1105 code for a protein of 242 amino acids. The transcript has 6 exons. The record is from RefSeq and is a predicted model, not a curated record. Gene Ontology annotation, biological process: removal of superoxide radicals. Gene Ontology annotation, molecular function: copper ion binding; superoxide dismutase activity. Lineage: Eukaryota; Metazoa; Echinodermata; Asteroidea; Valvatida; Asterinidae.
UGCGGGCCGCUGUCAGUUCCGGUAAAUGAAGGAAAUUCAAUUUAAACUGCUGUCACAACAUAACAAACAUGACAUCACGGUAUGAUGUAUGGACAUCUUCAUAUGACAGGAUAUAAGCGGAUACGAUCUCGGAAGAAAGCUAACAGUUACAUAAAUGUAACGAUAAAGAUCGAGUGACCCAGCUCCUACUAAGCUGGUUUUCUACCCACAAAGAGCUUGAUUCCGAGAUCCUAACCGUGCACCAGUGACGCGCGUGAUUUGUGAGUUUUGAAGUCAAGUUGUGACCGGGGGUGAGUGCAGCUCAGCCCGGGAGAGGCAGUGCAACGUGCGAGUUUCCCCGCAGCAAGACGUACGAGACACAGGCAGAAACCACAGCAUGGCCGUUCGAAUGAGUGCACCAAGACACCUACUCGUCAUUGCAUUACUUUCGUGCGGAUUUACUCAUGCGGCCGACAGGCUCCCUCUCUCGGCACAGUUGAUCCGUAUGCAGUCACAGAUUGACAUACUGCGGAGGGAUGUGGACCAGUUACUGGGGGAAUUGCACAGGACACACGGACCGGAACCACCUAAUCUAAACCUGGAAGGAGAUGGUAACGUAUAUGCGCACUGCAGGAUGGUUCCCAAUGGCAUCUACGACCCAGACACGUACGAGCCCAUCGUUGGAGACAUCGAUAUGAGGCAAAGGGCAGUUGGCGGCCCAAUGGACGUCGAGGUCUUCCUGUACGGGUUUAUGACUCCGAAGAGCGUACACGCUUUACACGUUCACACUUACGGCGACUUGAGACACGGUUGUGGAUCUGCUGGCAGUCAUUAUAACCCUGGAGGAAACAACCACAGCGCCCCCUACGACAAAGAUAGGCAUAUGGGAGACUGGGGAAACAUCCAAGUAGACGACUUCGGCAUGGUGGAGGAGACGUUUACUGACAAGGUAGCGACACUCGUGGGACCCAACUCUAUCCUAGGACGAACUAUUGUUAUCCACAUUGGGGAGGACGACCUGGGUAAAGGAGGCACGGCAGACAGUAAGAAGACCGGCAACGCUGGAGGGCGCCUUGGCUGCUGCGUGAUUGGCCGUUCGGACGGUUCGGCGUGGAUAGGGUAUUAAACUGGAUAUAAAGAACCCUAUAUUUCUCCUGAUGAAAAUGUUGGGAGCGAUCUUCUUUCAUCACGGCUUUAUAUAAUCAGUGGAGAUUCAAUAUGGGCAUUAGUUGUAAGAGGCUUCUUCAAUACUGUUUUGUACAAAUGUAUUUUGUUUUUUUUUCUUUGGUUUACAAUUUCAUUUCUCGUUCAUUCUUCAUUUUACUUUCAUUCAGACGGCAAAUCUGUCUUUCUUCUGUGAUAAAUUAUGAAUCUUCAAACAUUUUUUUUUAUUUCAAUUAAAGUUUGAGUUCUAAAACGUUUAGAUUUUAGAUAUUCUUUAAAAAAAUCGUAAUUAUAAUAUUUGCGAUAAUAAAUGGUAAUUAAUUAAGACAACUAUACAAGUUCAAAGCGCAUUAAUAUGCAAGUGAUUUGUUAGACCAAAAAAUGAGCUGAAUUAUUUUAGUCAUGAUCGUUCUUUGUCCUAAAGUGAGACAUUUUGUCAACCAAAAUUAAAUGUGUACAUGAACAAAUUA